Molecule: messenger RNA, 1116 nt
Organism: Pisolithus orientalis
Lineage: Eukaryota; Fungi; Basidiomycota; Agaricomycetes; Boletales; Pisolithaceae
Exons: 12
Coding region: 1-888 (295 amino acids)
Source: RefSeq, a predicted model, not a curated record
AUGACACCUGAGGAGCUCUCAAGGAGAAAUCAUAGAAACUCGAUGGUCCAUCACUGUAUGACCCAGUAUGUCGAACGAAAUGCUCAACAGAUUAGGUUUCUACAAGUUGUACCGACCACUUUCAUGGUGUACGACUGUGUCCUUUAUUUGGACAAAGAGAUCGACUAUAUUUGGAAGAAACGAAUGUCAAACGUCUCAGUCGCCUAUCUGAUAUUCCGAUACUUCGGCAUUGUAUAUCUAGUUUUUUAUGGUUUCCCCAUCCUUUCCAUGUGGGUCAGCUGUUUGAGCGUCUGGUUUGUGCAAGUUAUUCUGGGAUUGCGGCUUUAUGCUCUCUAUAACGGUUCAAAAAAAGUUCUACUCAUGAUAAGCUUAGGCUUUAUCGCGGAAUCCAUCGUCAUGAUUGUGUGUGUAACACUCGUCAGCAUUUCCGCAGCCCAAGGCCUACCAGUCCUCGGAACCAAGAUCAGCGCACUUCCUACUGCGGCCCGUAAAGUCUACAUCAACUACGGCGCUAUGGCAGUGUACGAGAGCAUACUUUUUUCGCUUGCUCUCUCAGCUGCCGUGCAUCGGUAUCGAGAAAAACGCGGACUACGCCUGGCCAGGAGCGAAGCAAAACGCCUGAGGAACAUUCUCAUCGAAGGCAAUGUCAUGUACUUUUUCGCGAGCACGCUUUAUGCGAUUUUCUACUUUGUGGUGUCACUUACUCUUCCUUCGGAAUGGCUUCUCGGGGUACUCCCUGUCGGCCUCGCCAUAACAAGUACUAUCGGCUGCCGCCUUAUCUUGCAUAUCCGAAGCACAGCCCCCCAUUCUUCCGCCUCGCCUGAUCACAUCGACCAUCAAAAAGCGAAUAUAUGGUUUAAACCUGUUACUGACUGGCCAUGGCCAUAAUUCCAUCAUUCCCUGUCCCUCUGAUGAUGACGAAGCCAGACCCGCUCCUCAAUCGUGGUCCUCCAAAGUUCCUCCGUCCUCCUCUUGUAGAUAGUCGGCUUAUAAUCUAUGUUCCUCCGUUGUUCUUCUGUCCACCCGCCAUCUAGCUUGACCUAAAAGUGUUGUCUGCGACUGUGUCGUGUGGCGUUUAUCUUAAUUGAAUUCAUCACAUGAAUCAACAUAAGCCAG